UCACUCAACAAUGCCUGCCCCUCUCUGACUGCACGGUCCCCGCGCCGCCGCCGCCGACACCCAGCAGAGCCCGCGGGGCGGUCCCCACCGACGGCGCAGCCCGCCGGCCCGGCCGCGGGACCCAGAGGCGAGCAGCGGCCGCCACCGCGCCGGAGCGCUCGCCCGUCCGCCGGUCGGUCCGCCAGGUGCUCCGGCCGCCAAGAUGCCCAGCCCGCCCGGACUGCGGACGCUGUGGCUGUGCGCCGCGCUGUGCGCCUCCCCGUGCGCUGGCGGCGCCCCCCAGCCGGGCCCCGCGUCCGCCGCCUGCCCGGCCCCCUGCCACUGCCAGGAGGACGGCAUCAUGCUGUCGGCCGACUGCUCGGAGCUUGGGCUCUCCGCCGUGCCCGGGGACCUGGACCCCCUGACGGCUUACCUAGACCUGAGCAUGAACAACCUCACAGAGCUGCAGCCUGGCCUCUUCCACCACCUGCGCUUCCUGGAGGAGCUGCGUCUCUCGGGGAACCAUCUCUCACACAUCCCGGGACAAGCGUUCUCUGGCCUCUACAGCCUGAAAAUCCUGAUGCUGCAGAACAACCAGCUGGGAGGAAUCCCCGCAGAGGCGCUGUGGGAGCUGCCGAGCCUGCAGUCUCUGCGCCUAGAUGCCAACCUCAUCUCCCUGGUCCCGGAAAGGAGCUUUGAGGGGCUGUCUUCCCUCCGCCACCUGUGGUUGGACGACAAUGCGCUCACCGAGAUCCCUGUCAGGGCCCUCAACAACCUCCCUGCCCUGCAGGCCAUGACCCUGGCCCUCAACCGCAUCAGCCACAUCCCUGACUACGCCUUCCAGAACCUCACCAGCCUUGUGGUGCUGCAUCUUCAUAACAACCGCAUCCAGCAUCUGGGGACCCACAGCUUCGAGGGGCUGCACAAUCUGGAGACACUAGACCUGAACUAUAAUGAGCUGCAGGAGUUCCCCGCCGCCGUCCGGACGCUGGGCAGACUACAGGAACUGGGGUUCCAUAACAACAACAUCAAGGCCAUCCCAGAAAAGGCCUUCAUGGGGAACCCUCUGCUGCAGACAAUACACUUUUAUGAUAACCCAAUCCAGUUUGUGGGGAGGUCAGCGUUCCAGUACCUGCCUAAACUGCACACACUAUCCCUGAAUGGUGCCACGGACAUCCAGGAGUUCCCAGAUCUCAAAGGGACCACCAGCCUGGAGAUCCUGACUCUGACCCGUGCAGGCAUCCGGCUGCUCCCACCAGGGAUGUGCCAGCAGCUGCCCAGGCUCCGAGUGCUGGAAUUGUCUCAUAAUCAAAUCGAGGAGCUGCCCAGCCUGCACAGGUGUCAGAAACUAGAGGAAAUAGGCCUCCAGCACAACCGCAUCUGGGAGAUCGGAGCAGACACCUUCAGCCAGCUGAGCUCCCUGAGAGCCCUGGACCUGAGCUGUAACUCCAUCCGGUCCAUCCACCCUGAGGCCUUCGUGACCCUACGCUCCCUAGUCAAGCUGGACCUGACGGACAACCAGCUGGCCACACUGCCCCUGUCUGGACUUGGGGGCCUGAUGCAUCUGAAGCUAAAAGGGAACCUGGCUCUCUCCCAGGCCUUCUCCAAGGACAGUUUCCCAAAACUGAGGAUCCUGGAGGUACCCUAUGCCUACCAGUGCUGUGCCUAUGGCGUCUGUGCCAGCUUCUUCAAGGCCUCUGGACAGUGGGAGGCUGAGGACUUUCACCUUGAGGAGGAGGAGGCUCCCAAGAGACCCCCAGGCCUUCUUGCCGGACAAGCUGAGAACCACUAUGACCUGGAUCUGGACGAGCUCCAGCUGGAGAUGGAGGACACAAAGCCACACCCUAGUGUCCAGUGCAGCCCCAUUCCAGGCCCCUUCAAGCCCUGCGAGCACCUCUUCGAGAGCUGGGGCAUCCGGCUGGCUGUGUGGGCCAUCGUGCUGCUCUCUGUGCUCUGUAACGGGCUGGUGCUGCUGAGUGUCUUCACAGGCGGGCCUGGCCCUCUGCCCCCAGUCAAGUUCAUCAUCGGUGCCAUCGCGGGUGCUAAUGCCCUAACCGGCAUAUCCUGUGGCCUCUUAGCAUCCGUGGACGCCCUGACCUUUGGCCAGUUCGCACAGUAUGGAGCCCGCUGGGAGAUGGGGCUGGGCUGCCAGGCCACAGGCUUCCUGGCCGUCCUGGGGUCCGAGGCUUCCGUGCUGCUCCUCACUCUGGCCGCCGUGCAGUGUAGCGUCUCCGUCUCCUGCGUCCGGGCCUACGGGAAGGCCCCCUCCCUGAGCACCGUCCGAGCGGGGGCCCUGGGCUGCCUGCUGCUGGCCGGGCUGGCCGCGGCCCUGCCCCUCGCCUCGGUGGGAGAGUACGGGGCGUCCCCGCUCUGCCUGCCCUACGCCGCGCCCGAGGGCCGGCCGGCUGCGCUGGGCUUUGCCGUGGCCCUGGUGAUGAUGAACUCCUUGUGCUUCCUGGCCGUGGCCGCUGCCUACAUCAGACUCUACUGCCACCUGCCUCGGGGCGGCUUCGAGGCCGUGUGGGACUGCGCCAUGGUGCGGCACGUGGCCUGGCUCAUCUUUGCCGACGGGCUCCUCUACUGCCCUGUGGCCUUCCUCAGCUUCGCCUCCAUGCUGGGGCUCUUCCCUGUCACCCCAGAGGCCGUCAAGUCUGUCCUACUGGUGGUACUACCCCUGCCUGCCUGCCUCAACCCGCUGCUCUACCUGCUCUUCAACCCCCACUUCCGGGAUGACUUGCGGCGCCUCUGGCCCUGCCCAGGGACCCCAGGUCCCCUAGCCUAUGCUGCUGCCAGCGAGCUGGAGAAGAGCUCCUGCGAUUCUACCCAGGCCCUGGUGGCCUUCUCUGAUGUGGAUCUCAUUCUGGAAGCUUCUGAGGCAGGGCGGCCUCCCGGGCUGGAGACCUAUGGCUUCCCCUCAGUGACCCUCAUCUCCUGUCAGCAGCCGGGGGGCCCCAGGUUGGAGGGCAGCCAUUUUGUAGAGCCAGAGGGAACUCACUUUGGGAACCCACCACCCUCCAUGGAUGGAGAACUGCUGCUCAGGGCAGAGGGAGCCAUGUCAGCUGGUGGGAGCCUGUCAGUGGGCAGGGCCUUCCAGCCCUCUGGCUCUGUCUUUGCCUCACACUUAUAAAUGGCCCUUCUCACUCUUUUCUUCCCAUGUCUUCCCUCCCCUCUCCUCCCACUCCAUGAAUGAUGGCUGCUUGUAAAAUAAAUCCAACCAAAACUCCACAGUGUGAUCCACAGCAGGACGGCCCAGUCCCGGGGCCCUGGGCUCCACUGGUCUCCUCUCUCCCAUGGCCAUCACCAACAUGUGCUUCUUGGCCUGGGGUCCUCCCCUUGGCCUUCCUCUGGGCCUCUUUCCUCUCACAUCUGAAGCUGUGGACCAGAGAUCUGGACACCUGUCUGGCUGAGGAGAAUGAGGGAUGAGGGAAGCACAAAGGAGUGACUGCGAUGGGGAAUCGAGCAGGUCAAGGAUCAGGGUACAAUGGGCAGGGGGGCCUCACAGGGAAAGACCAAUAAGGGGGCAGCCAAAGGCAUCCGGGCAUCUGCCCUUUGACUUGCGGAUUGGACACGAAAUGUAUUCUGUGUCCUGUUAAUCUCAAGAUAGGACAUGCAAAAAGACUCUGUUCAAAUCAGUUUUAGAAGAUACGACACAUUGUGUCCCUUUCUCAGAGAGUCACAGUGCAUAUUAGCACGGUAACGGCUGCCAGAAUUCCCACAGCGGUAAAGUCUGUUGAACUUUGUUUAACCCACUUCCCCAAAAUAUUUGACAACAGGUUUUUGUUUGGUUGGUUUUCAUGGACUAUCCGUUAACAUCUCACAGAAUGUAACACUGCUCUCUCCUGGGGCCCCUCAUGUCUACACCACCUAGUGUUCCCCAGUGACCUCACAAGUGCCACCGAUCCUAGAAAACCCCUAUUGUAGGAGUUUCACCUGGGGCAAAGAUGAUUCCACCAACCGGAGAAGACUCUCCACACUACUUUCCCAUCCUUCUUGCUUUGCUCUGGGAAGGAUGGGGGAGAGGCUGCCUUUGGCCCCGCUCACUGGGGCAGGGAUAAAGAGAUCCCGCACGGGGUCCCCCGUCUUCCCAAAGCCUAACCACCAGUGCAACUUCUGCCCUUAGUAAGAGAGUGCGUCCCCGGAUCCUGGCAGGGUACACACAGGGAAGUCAAUGAUUGCUUGGCUUCCUUCUGGCUCUGACUUGCCUUCCUGUGGUUCUCCACCAUAAGCCUCUUGCCAACUCCGGCCACAAGCCUAGUUUCUUUGCAUCCCAGGUCCUGCCUUCUCUGUGGGACAGGGAGCCCCUGGCCAGCAAACUAGAGGGAUGUUUGCAUUGUAUGUGUUGUUUUGUAGGAAGCAUUAUAGGAAUCUGGGGUCCCUGGAUGCCCCAAAGAAGCAUGAUGCUUCUGCCCCUCCCAUCAUAACCUUCCUACCUUAUGGUUUACCAGGUGCUUCUGAGCAUUCUAGCACUCCCCACCCCAAACACACACGCAUUCGAUCUCAGGAUGAGGAGGUAAGAGCUAGGACAUUCUUGGAGACACAAAAAGGGAACCCAAGGCUCAGAAAAGAGGUUCUACUAUUAAGACAACUCUGAGAAGGUCCUUCCUAGCCUGCAGUUUAUCUUCUCGUCUAUCUCCCCACUGCCCCUGGUGCCCAGUGGAAAUGCUGAUGCAUGUCCCCAAGGCUGACUAGGCUGGGGAUGAAGGGAUGAGGCAGAGACCGUGAGUGGAACUUGGCGUAUUUCUAAACCUCAUUUGACCAGCAAGUUGCCUGGACUCUUACAGGCUCUGGAGCUAAAUGUGCUGACCUUGUGAUCACCCAUCCACCCUGUGGCUCCUAGCAUAGGGUGAACCUCAGAGUAGGCACUCACUGGAUGAUGGGGAAUUCAUUCAGCAAUUGGUUAAGAACCCUUGGCUCCUGUUUUCUAGGGCUGACGAAGAGCCUUUUAUGGGAGGAAUUUGCUCUCCUUUGGGUACUGGGAGUUGGUGACUGUUAUGUGGAACGUUUCUCAGAGGUGCCCCAGGGAUGUCAAAGUAGGUGAGAUUUGGGGGAGCCUGGACUUUUAGGAAGUCCUUCAGGCCCUUCCUCACAGCUACCCCCACCCCAUGUGAUCACUUUUCCCCUUGGGGCCAGGGAGCCAGUGUUGAGUGGAAUGUGGAGUGAAGUGGCCACGUGUUGGAGGUUUAGGAGUCAUGGGAACAGUCCCCUACAGGUGGCCUCUUCUGUGAAAAGGGCGUCAGUGUUUUUUGGCUGCAAGCUCUCGGGUAGCGCCACUGUCCUCUUAUCAUUUACUCCCAAAGAUCUGGGCAUGUGCCAAGUCUGGCCCUUCUGGGCAGAGGAAAGGUGUAGGGGAAGGGAGUGGAGGCAUUUACCAUGAACUAUCUUCCUUAUUCAGAAAGCCUAGUCGAUGCUGUACAUUUACCCAAAAUAAGGCGGCGAAGUAGUUUCUUUGUUUCUGACAGACUUUCUAGCAAGUCAGUAUUUUACUCUUUUGGUUAUCUCCAUUAUAAUCACUAGAAGACUAUAAGGUUUUAUAUGUCUUUGAUGAAACCCAAAAUCAAAAACCAAAUAACUCAGUGCAUGUGAAAUCUUCCAAAAUGGUGUCCAUGGGGAUGAAUCCAUCCAAAGGGCCGUGGUGGUAGAAAUGUUGGGAGCUGCUGACUUGGGAUGUCCUCCCCUGGCCUCCUUGCAUUGUGCCUUGGCAAACAGUGCCUACCACAGUCUCUUCUUCUCAGACCAACUUGCGGAGAACUUUCUAUAUUCGACCAAGGUUUUUAAAGCACCUCUGCACAUAUCAAGAGGAAAACUCCUUAAUUCAGUGCUGAGAUUUGAAGACUGUGGAUUAACAGAGCCUCUGGUUACGCUUUCUCUUAGCCUUCCUCUCCCUACCUCUGGUUCCUCAACCUCCUUCCGAAUUUUCCUCUUCCAAGAAGAAUAAAAGGUUUGAGGAUUGAGGGAGGGGAAAGAAGAGUUUCCAACAAUUAGUAGGGCCUGAAUGAGUGAGGAUGACGGGAAGUAGCUAGAAUCCUUGAUCCUGUCUGGCACCAUCUCCUCUAACUACCUCUGCUCUGGUGUAGCAAGUCCUCCCACCCACCCUGUAUCCCUCACAUCACUUCUGGGUCCCCACCCCGUGCCCUCUCCAGCUGUGUGAAGUGUAAGAAUUGUCGAGAUGUAAAUAUUUGGAUUCUUCUGUACA
Molecule: messenger RNA, 6172 nt
Organism: Lutra lutra (Eurasian river otter)
Lineage: Eukaryota; Metazoa; Chordata; Mammalia; Carnivora; Mustelidae
Gene: LGR6
Product: leucine rich repeat containing G protein-coupled receptor 6
Exons: 18
Coding region: 203-3106 (967 amino acids)
Biological process (GO): G protein-coupled receptor signaling pathway
Cellular component (GO): membrane
Molecular function (GO): protein binding; G protein-coupled receptor activity; protein-hormone receptor activity
Source: RefSeq, a predicted model, not a curated record